Molecule: messenger RNA, 1109 nt
Organism: Aegilops tauschii subsp. strangulata
Lineage: Eukaryota; Viridiplantae; Streptophyta; Magnoliopsida; Poales; Poaceae
Product: germin-like protein 11-1
Molecular function (GO): manganese ion binding
Source: RefSeq, a predicted model, not a curated record
CUGUAGCGAACUCCAAGAAAUCUGAUACAGGCUGCACAGAUUUGGCUUUGGUUGCACUCCUUUCUCAUCACUUUAUUUAAACCCAUGAAUUUUUACUCCCAUCUCCGCGUCCAGGAGAUGAAGCUCUUCACUGUCCUGUUUUCCUACGUCCUCCUCCUUGGCCUCUAUACACCACCAAGCCUGUCAGACAGUCCACCUCUUCAAGAUGUGUGCCCCAUGGCGCCUCGGGGUGAAAGGAAGCUGUUCAUGAACGGUUACAUCUGCAAGCACCCUAGCACUAUACUGGCUUCUGAUUUCAAGACACUGCUUCUCAACCAUGCUGGGAAACUAGACAACAUGGUCCGGUCAUCUGCGAACAUCAUCACCGCUGCUGAGUUCCCUGGCCUCAACACCCUUGGCAUGUCGAUGGCACGCACCGACAUCGACUCCUACGGGAUAGUGCUUCCCCACUCUCACCCAAGGGCGUCGGAGAUGAUGUUUGUCCAUGAUGGCAGCGUGCUGGCCGGUUUCUUUGACACCACCGGUAAGCUGUUUCAGAAGAGACUGUGUGAGGGGGAUGUGUUCAUAUUUCCCCGUGGUUUGGUUCACUUCAUCAUGAACUAUGGUCUCCGCCUUGCGACGACGUUCUCGGUGCUCAACAGUCAGAACCCUGGCGUGGUUGGAAUCACCCACGCGAUGUUUGCGCCAGAUUCAGAUGUAGUUGAGGGGCUGGUGGCCAGAAUGAUGAAGUUCAGAGAGAUGGAAAUCCCUGACAACAAGACUACUGAUUUUCCAUGGACUUACUAGUGAAACCAAUUAUAGUAUAAUUUAUCGACGGAUGAUGAUUGUCACAUUUCAAUCAAGACAUGUAUAUGGGCAGAAUUUCAUUUUAGUGAUGUUCUAUACUCUAUACUCUAGCCGAUUAAUUUCUGUUGGAAUUAUAAAGAGCAGUAUCGCGACACACAUAUUGGGAGCAGAACCUUCUAUCUGUUUACCCUACAUGUGGCUUGUUUAGCCUAAUGAUAAUCCUGGACGCUAUGCGUUAUCUCUCCGUGGUGUUGUUUCUAUCUCAGCAGUGUUGCACAAGCACACCCAAGUUUUGCAACCUUAUUGCAGCUUUGACACAGAUU